This is a messenger RNA of Microdochium trichocladiopsis, 1437 nucleotides long. RefSeq lists its product as uncharacterized. The coding region runs from base 1 to 1437 and encodes 478 amino acids. Lineage: Eukaryota; Fungi; Ascomycota; Sordariomycetes; Xylariales; Microdochiaceae. The transcript has a single exon. Gene Ontology annotation, cellular component: membrane. The record is from RefSeq and is a predicted model, not a curated record. Gene Ontology annotation, molecular function: acetylglucosaminyltransferase activity.
AUGGAGGGGACAGACCAGCAGUACAUCCCCACGACAGACCAUGUGAUGGACUGCAGCAUCAACAUGACCAAGAUGGAAGGUCUAGCAAAGAAGUUUGAGCUCGACAGCAACUUCCAGUACUACAAGCGCUACAUCAAAACCCAGCGUGAGCACAUCCCGCGCAAGUCAAUCACCAAGCUCGACCAGCGCUUUUUGCCUACUGCAUUCACCGCUGUGGCAUUGGACAAGCCUAACUCAUACGGCCAUGAGAAGUGCAUUGAGCCGAUGCAUUUCCCCGUGCCUCAAUCCCCUUAUCCCGUCUCGGGUAACCUGUCCGACUUCAUGUUUGGUGUUUCCACCACGUUCAAGCGCUUCAGCUCUGAGAAGACGAGCCCCGUCAACGAGUGGACCUACUGGCUUACCGAUGGUAAGGGCCACUCGAAUGGUGGCAAGCUUGUGCUCUUACUUCUGGAUGCAACCGAGGAGCAGAUGGACAAGGCGCGGACUGUGUUGACAAGCAGGGGAAUCGAUGUUGACGUCUACCAUUCGGAUUCGUCAAUGGAGAUGGCUGUCCGCUACUUGACGCUGAUCCCGACACUGUACGAUCACCCAGAGCGCCCGAACAAGAAGUGGCUCGUGUCCUGUGACGACGACACCUUCUUCCCAAGCGUCCACACCCUGGUCGAGAAGUUUAAGCAGUACGAUCCUGAGGACAUGCUUUACAUCGGCACGCUCUCGGAGGAUGUGAACAACAUUGACCGUCACGGUUCCCAAGCCUUCGGCGGUGCCGGUGUCUUCAUCUCGGUUCCGCUCGCCGCCAAGGUUCGCCAUGAUUACCAGACAUGCAAAACGGAGCAAAAGAUCCACGAGUCGAACUCUGGUUGGGGUCCUCAGGGUGAUAUCUUGCUGCGCAAGUGCAUCUACGAAAACACCGACGUCCGCUUGUCUGUCCUUCAUGGCCUGUACCAGCUUGAUCUUUAUGGCGAUCCUUCGGGUUUCUACGAGUCUGGAAUCAAGCCCAUCACGCUGCACCACUUCAAGGGUGGCGGUUGGCACUUGGCCCUCCCCUCAGAGUACACCAAGUUGGCAUACAUCUGUGGCGAGGACUGCACGCUUAUGCGUUUCCAGACGGCCGAUAACUUUAUUCUGUCGUCCGGCUUCAGUGUCGUGCACUACCCCAAGGGCAUCAACUUCAACCUCGCGCAGAUGGAGCGCACUUUCGCCGCCGCGCCCCAAGAUAAGGGAUGGAACCUUGACUAUGUGUUCGACCCCCAGAGACCCAGUCUUCUCAAAACUGGACGCAAGAUCAGCUGGGACCUUCAAGAGGCGGUGUUGAACCCCGACAACACGCUUACUCAAUACUAUGUCCGCAAGGCGAAUGACUGGAGAUGGGUCGAUGGUAACGACGUACCGAUGUCAUCUGCCGACGGCCUGAUUGAGCUGGUAUGGCUUCCAUGA